Nakaseomyces glabratus is the source of this 273-nucleotide messenger RNA. It is a transcript of the gene LSO2, whose product is annotated as Lso2p. Lineage: Eukaryota; Fungi; Ascomycota; Saccharomycetes; Saccharomycetales; Saccharomycetaceae. The record is from RefSeq and is a predicted model, not a curated record.
AUGGGUAAGAGAUUUUCAGAAUCUGCUGCGAAGAAAGCCGCUGGACAAGCGAGGAAAAGAGAGCAAGCGUACCAUAAGCACCAAGCUGAACUGGCGGCCCAAGAAGCUGAAGAGGCAGCUAAAUGGGAGCAAGGUUCCCGCAAGGAAAACCCAAAGAAAUUGCUAGAAGAGCAGAAAAAACAAGAAAAGCUUAGAGCAAAGAAAGAAAGAGAGGCACUACUGGCUGAGGAAGAAGCCAGCCUCGGAAAAGGUGGAAAGGGUAAGAAGAAAUAA